GAAAACAUGCAUCCGACGUUUCUGCAACGAAGGACACGACAUUCUAACAGCGGGAGACAUGAGAAAGGCGCUCUCUGAGAAACCAGUGAAAGGUACAUCCGCGUGCGUAUGCGAAUUUGACGAGUCUAAGAGAACCUUAGAAGGGAACAAGAUAGAUGGUUUUAGCAAGCUACACAACAUCCAGUUUGGGGAAAACAGUAUACGUGCGUGGAGGUCGUACGGAAUAGGGCGUGGCAAGGAGAUUUCUCACGACCAGCUAGUUUCAAAUGACCAAGGUGACACCACUCUCGUUGUAAGUAAGGAGUUCUUCCCUUUUCACAAUGCACGUGUGUAUGAAUACACAGUUCCUGGAACAGAGGGUUCAAAUGAGGACGAUGAUUUUGACGAUUCAAAGAUGGACAUUUUUGAAUGUUCGAAGCCUGGAUGCGUGAAGAGUUUCCAAACGUUUUCAGAGCUCGAGUUACAUUUGAACGUAGGGGACCAUUGUGUGAAGAAUGAAAGGCUGUCAGAAACAGUAUAUGAUAAACUCCGUAUAGAUUGGGCAGAGAGGUUUACUACGUCAGUCAGCAUCACUGACGAACCACAGUGCGAAAAUAGUACCCACCAGGUUGUACGUGACUCAAUACCUCCAGGAAACACUAUCAGUAUGGGCUGGGCCCUACCCAAGCCACGAGCAGGUUCCACUAGAUUCGGUGACAAAGUUAAGAAUUAUCUAACAGCAAAGUUUGAUCUAGGCGAACAAUCAGGGCUAAAAGCUGACCCUUAGCAAGUUUCAAAUGAUAUGCGAAAGGCAAGAGACGAGCAGAACAAUAGGUUGUUUGACGGAGACGAGUUGCAUACCAAGAGCCAAGCGCAGGGGUUUUUCUCUCGCCUUCAGCAAACAGAAAAAGGCAGCGAACACCCUCAGAAAUCGAGCAAAAUCCGAAGGAACUGUCCCUAGAGGAAGAAGCUGAACGACAACGGCUGAUGGAACACAUCCUUAAUGAACUAAAGCCACAGCACCCUCUGUCUUACGAUGCCUUUACUCUGUGCGAGUGCGCAAAGGAGAAUAAGCUUAGUCUUUUUAAUGUAGCAAUGCUCUAAGAAAUCGUCUUUUUAUGAAGUACCAUUUAAAUCAAGAGACAGGAAAAAAGACUUUAUUGAGCAACUGUUGUAAUUUAUACAGGAAUGCCAAUGCUUUAAUGAAACUAUAUCGGAAGCUGCAUAGCCCAGGAAAACAAAUGGUGGUGCCUGUGGAGUGAUUUUUUUUAAAACAAUUGGCACAGCCUCAAAGUAACCUGAUAAACAGUUGUACUCAGCGAAUUGACGUACUCACUUCUGAGAAAAUUCGCGAAAGUCUCUCAAAAUUUGUCGUUAUUAAGUUUGUGGCGAUGUUCUUAACUCGCAAAAAAUUAAAAGAGAAAAAAGAAAGGAAAAAGUACUACCCUGACCGUGGGAGAUGUUAAUAGCAUUUACGCGUAAAUAUAGGUUUGUGAUUUUCUUAAUUUCGAGAAAUUAAUGAUAUCUGAAUUUUGGAGGAUUUAUUAAAAUGCCAGUUUGAAUCAUUUGUAUUAUUUUUCAAUUUCUCCCGGCAGGAUUCUCCUACU
This is a messenger RNA of Stylophora pistillata, 1586 nucleotides long. RefSeq lists its product as uncharacterized. NCBI's taxonomy places the organism in Eukaryota, Metazoa, Cnidaria, Anthozoa, Scleractinia, Pocilloporidae. The record is from RefSeq and is a predicted model, not a curated record.